This is a messenger RNA of Myotis brandtii (Brandt's bat), 3857 nucleotides long. RefSeq names its product actinin, alpha 4 (gene ACTN4). Gene Ontology annotation, biological process: actin cytoskeleton organization; muscle cell development. Gene Ontology annotation, molecular function: actin filament binding; calcium ion binding. Gene Ontology annotation, cellular component: cell junction; cortical actin cytoskeleton; cell projection. Bases 1 to 2736 code for a protein of 911 amino acids. Lineage: Eukaryota; Metazoa; Chordata; Mammalia; Chiroptera; Vespertilionidae. The record is from RefSeq and is a predicted model, not a curated record. The transcript has 21 exons.
AUGGUGGACUACCACGCGGCGAACCAGUCGUACCAGUACGGCCCCAGCAGCGGGGGCAACGGCGCAGGCGGCGGGGGCAGCAUGGGCGACUACAUGGCCCAGGAAGACGACUGGGACCGGGACCUGCUGUUGGACCCGGCCUGGGAGAAGCAGCAGCGCAAGACCUUCACAGCCUGGUGCAAUUCCCACCUGCGGAAGGCUGGCACGCAGAUCGAGAACAUCGACGAGGACUUUCGAGAUGGGCUCAAGCUCAUGCUCCUCCUGGAGGUCAUCUCAGGUGAGCGGUUACCUAAGCCAGAGCGGGGCAAGAUGAGAGUGCACAAAAUCAACAAUGUGAACAAAGCACUGGAUUUCAUUGCUAGCAAAGGAGUCAAGCUGGUCUCCAUCGGGGCAGAAGAGAUCGUGGAUGGCAACGCAAAGAUGACGCUGGGGAUGAUUUGGACCAUCAUCCUCAGGUUCGCCAUCCAGGACAUCUCGGUGGAAGAGACCUCUGCCAAGGAAGGGCUCCUUCUCUGGUGCCAGAGAAAGACAGCUCCAUACAAGAAUGUCAAUGUGCAGAACUUCCACAUCAGCUGGAAGGACGGUCUUGCCUUUAAUGCCCUGAUCCACCGGCACAGGCCUGAGCUCAUCGAGUAUGACAAGCUGAGAAAGGACGACCCAGUCACCAACCUGAACAAUGCCUUUGAAGUGGCAGAGAAAUACCUAGACAUCCCCAAAAUGUUGGAUGCAGAGGACAUCGUGAACACGGCUCGGCCCGACGAGAAGGCCAUAAUGACCUAUGUGUCCAGCUUCUACCAUGCCUUUUCGGGAGCGCAGAAGGCUGAGACAGCCGCCAACCGGAUCUGCAAGGUGCUGGCUGUCAAUCAGGAAAAUGAACACCUGAUGGAAGAUUACGAGAGGCUGGCCAGUGACCUUCUGGAGUGGAUCCGGCGCACCAUCCCCUGGCUGGAGGACCGCGUGCCCCAGAAGACCAUCCAGGAGAUGCAGCAGAAGCUGGAGGACUUCCGAGACUACCGGCGAGUCCACAAGCCGCCCAAGGUGCAGGAGAAGUGCCAACUGGAGAUCAACUUCAACACUCUGCAGACCAAGCUGCGCCUCAGCAACCGGCCCGCCUUCAUGCCUUCUGAGGGCAGGAUGGUCUCGGAUAUCAACAACUGCUGGCAGCACCUGGAGCAGGCCGAGAAGGGCUACGAAGAGUGGCUGCUGAAUGAGAUCCGCAGGCUAGAGCGGCUUGACCACCUCGCAGAGAAGUUCCGGCAGAAAGCCUCCAUCCACGAGGCUUGGACCGAUGGGAAGGAAGCCAUGCUGAAGCACCGGGACUACGAGACGGCCACCCUGUCGGACAUCAAAGCCCUCAUCCGCAAGCACGAGGCCUUCGAGAGCGACCUGGCUGCACAUCAGGACCGCGUGGAGCAGAUCGCAGCUAUUGCCCAGGAGCUCAAUGAGCUGGAUUACUAUGACUCCCACAAUGUCAACACCCGGUGCCAGAAGAUUUGCGAUCAGUGGGAUGCCCUUGGCUCUCUGACCCACAGUCGCAGGGAAGCCUUGGAGAAAACAGAGAAGCAGCUGGAGACCAUUGACCAGCUGCACCUGGAAUAUGCCAAGCGGGCAGCCCCCUUCAACAACUGGAUGGAGAGUGCCAUGGAGGACCUCCAGGACAUGUUCAUCGUCCACACCAUCGAGGAGAUCGAGGGUCUGAUCUCAGCCCAUGACCAGUUCAAGUCAACGCUGCCAGAUGCCGACAGGGAACGGGAGGCCAUUCUGGCCAUCCACAAGGAGGCCCAGAGGAUCGCCGAGAGCAACCACAUCAAACUGUCAGGCAGCAACCCCUACACCACCGUCACCCCCCAGAUCAUCAACUCCAAGUGGGAGAAGGUGCAGCAGCUGGUGCCCAAACGGGACCAUGCCCUCCUGGAGGAGCAAAGCAAACAGCAGUCCAAUGAGCACCUCCGCCGCCAGUUCGCCAGCCAAGCCAACAUCGUGGGGCCCUGGAUCCAGACUAAGAUGGAGGAAAUCGGGCGCAUCUCCAUCGAGAUGAACGGGACCCUGGAGGACCAGCUGAGCCACCUGAAGCAGUAUGAGCUCAGCAUUGUGGACUACAAGCCAAACCUGGACCUGCUCGAGCAGCAGCACCAGCUCAUCCAGGAGGCCCUCAUCUUCGACAACAAGCACACCAACUACACCAUGGAGCACAUCCGAGUGGGCUGGGAGCAGCUGCUCACCACCAUAGCCCGCACCAUCAACGAGGUUGAGAACCAAAUCCUCACCCGAGAUGCCAAGGGCAUCAGCCAGGAGCAGAUGCAGGAGUUCCGGGCAUCCUUCAAUCACUUUGACAAGGACCACGGCGGGGCGCUGGGGCCAGAGGAAUUCAAGGCCUGCCUCAUCAGCCUGGGCUACGACGUGGAGAAUGACCGGCAGGGGGAUGCUGAGUUCAACCGCAUCAUGAGCGUCGUCGACCCCAACCACAGCGGCCUCGUGACUUUCCAAGCCUUCAUCGACUUCAUGUCUAGGGAAACUACCGACACAGACACAGCCGACCAGGUCAUCGCCUCCUUCAAAGUCCUGGCUGGGGACAAGAACUUCAUCACAGCCGAGGAGCUUCGGAGAGAGCUGCCCCCUGACCAGGCCGAGUACUGCAUUGCCCGCAUGGCACCGUACCAGGGCCCUGAUGCGGUGCCCGGUGCCCUUGACUACAAGUCCUUCUCUACAGCCCUGUACGGCGAGAGUGACCUGUGAGGCUCCCACGGAGAGCCCUGACCAAACACCCCCUCCUCACAGCCUCCAGGAGGGGCUGGGAGAGCCCCUCUCCCUGCUGCGGGGCCUCCCUGGUCCUGUUCCUCUGACUCUGUAUCUAUGCAAAGCACUCUGUCAGUCCUUUCUGGGGGGUGGGGCGGGUGGGCAGGGAGGGGCUGGGGCAGGCUCUCUCCUCUCUCUUUGUCAGUUGGCCAGGAGGUUCUCUCCCGCUCCCCCUGGAUAGGGGUACUGGAGACUUUUGGGGGUCAACACUUCUGGUCUGGUAAAUAUAUAUGAUGUAUUGGUUUGUUGUUGUUUUUAACCAUGUGGAGGGGACAGUGGAUCCCCACAGCAAAACAGGUCCCCUCCGGGCCCAAGGAAUGCCCACCACAACCUGCCCCUUCCUUUUUCCCCCCUGAGGUCCCUUCAAGGCCUCCCACAUCUAGGCCAAAGCCCUAUGUGCCUUGUCCAGGAACUGCUCACACCUGUGAUGGGCCCAGCAGAGGGCACCACAGCUACCCAAUAGGAAAGAGGACCCACCCUGCUCCCUUUACCCCUCCCCUCCUUUGCGAUUGCCAGGAGGUGGGGGAGUGCAGCUCAGUGUCCCCUUCUGCAACAGAGGAGUGGAUUGGGCACCCAGCCUUCUACCCCUGCCCCCAGCCGCUCACACCUGGCUUUGUCUGGACCUGGGUCUCUCUCAGAUCUUCUAAGGACCAAAACCAAAACAAAAAAACAAAAAAACACACAAAAUCACCAAAAAAAAGAAAGCUAUAAAAAAUUUAAACCUUUCAGAGAAUUACUAUUUACUUUAUUAAGUUACGGAUUUAUUAUAUAAAUAUAUAUUCACCUAGCAACAUAUCUUUGCCGCCUCUUGCUCAUAAUGAAGACAUAGCUGAUUUGCUCCCCUCCCCCAGCCCCUUACUGAUUUUUCUGUUGUCUGCCGUCAGGCAUGGGUCUCUGGGGACCCUCCUGAGGUGGGGGGUGGGCUGCUGGCCUGGCUGCCUGUUAGUUGAUGGUUUUGUUCCUUUCCCAUUUCCCUUUUGUUUUAUUUGGAUUGAUUUUUUUUCUUGGUUUCUGGAUAAACCACCCUUCUGGGGACAGGAUAAUAAACCUAAUAUUUUUAA